AUGUCUUCAGAUGACUUCUCAGGCCUGGAGAUGGACACAGCUACACCCACGGAAGAGGCCUAUGUUGUGUAUGAUGAAGAUUAUGAAUUUGGGACCACGCGGAGGCCACCAGCCACCAUCGUGCCUUCAACCACUGUUGCCACACCGAAGGUCAUCCAAGAGGAAGGCACUGUCAGUUCCUUCCCUGAGGAAGAAUUUGAUCUGGCUGGAAAGAAACGAUUUGUUGCUCCAUAUGUGACAUACUUAAGUAAAGACCCAUCAGCCCCAUGCUCUCUGACUGAUGCUCUGGACCAUUUUCAAGUGGACAGCCUGGAUGAAAUCAUUCCAAGUGACCUGACAAAGAAUGACCUGCCUCCUCAGCAUACCCCUCGCAACAUCACUGUGGUCGCUAUGGAAGGCUGCCACUCAUUUGUGAUUGUGGACUGGAACAAAGCCACCCCAGGAGAUGUGGUAACAGGGUACUUGGUCUACAGUGCAUCUUAUGAAGACUUCAUCAGGAAUAAGUGGUCCACUCAAGCUUCAUCAGUAACCCAUUUGCCCAUUGAGAACCUGAAGCCAAACACAAGAUAUUACUUUAAAGUCCAAGCCAAAAAUCCUCAUGGCUAUGGACCUAUCAGCUCUUCGGUCUCAUUUGUUACAGAAUCAGACAAUCCUCUGCUUGUGGUGAGGCCACCAGGUGGCGAGCCCAUCUGGAUCCCAUUUGCCUUCAAGCAUGAUUCCGGCUACACAGACUGCCACGGCCGGCAAUAUGUGAAGCGGACAUGGUAUAAAAAGUUUGUGGGAGUCGUUCUUUGCAAUUCCCUGAGGUAUAAGAUCUACCUCAGUGACAACCUGAAAGAUACCUUCUAUAGCAUUGGAGACAGCUGGGGAAGAGGUGAAGACCACUGCCAGUUUGUGGAUUCCCAUCUUGAUGGAAGAACAGGGCCUCAGUCCUAUGUAGAAGCACUCCCUGCCAUUCAAGGCUACUAUCGCCAGUAUCGCCAGGAGCCUGUCAGCUUUGGCAACAUUGGUUUCGGCACCCCCUUCUACUAUGUGGGCUGGUAUGAGUGUGGAGUCUCCAUCCCAGGAAAGUGGUGAUCACAGAACCAUCUUUCUGCACGUUCACCUGCCCAACACUGUUGACUAACUUGCACAAGGGGCCAUGAUCAGGAGAAAGAUGGUGUCCCAAGCCCUGCUGCCCCCAGGUGUCACAAAGCCACAGGAGGGACACUGGACAUUUUGAUCAUUUUCAGUGUGGGAGUAAGUCCCACUUCUCAGUCUGGACUAUAAACAGGAUUCAGUUUUGCUGAAAUUUUACU
Messenger RNA from Castor canadensis (American beaver), 1298 nucleotides. The record is from RefSeq and is a predicted model, not a curated record. NCBI's taxonomy places the organism in Eukaryota, Metazoa, Chordata, Mammalia, Rodentia, Castoridae.